AUGACCAAAACCGAAAAAAUACCAAUUUGGUUAGAUUGCGACCCCGGCAAUGACGAUGCAUUUGCCAUUUUAUUAACCAUAUUCAACCCCAGAUUCAAUUUACUCGGGAUAUCUACCGUCCAUGGUAAUGCCCCACUCAGCAUGACAACUAGAAAUACAUUAGGGAUCUUAGAUAUCUUAAAAGUAUCAAAUAUAAAAGUAUAUGAAGGUUCGACGGUUCCAUUACAUAAACCUCCCCAUUAUGCUCUUCAUGUACAUGGAACUAAUGGGAUUGGUGGUGUGAUCAUACCUGAAGAAACGAAGAAUAGUAUUAGUCAAGAUAUGGAUUAUCUUGAAGCUAUGAGAUUGAAUAUUUUGAAAUAUGAAGGCAAGAUAUGUUUAAUCUGUACUGGGACAUUAACUAAUAUAGCUAAAUUAAUCGAGAAAUAUCCCGAAUUGAAAUCUAAAUUGAGAUACAUUUCAAUAAUGGGUGGUGCGUUUGAAUUUGGGAAUAUAACACCAUAUGCUGAAUUCAAUUUCCAUACUGAUCCCGAUGCAGCUUCAUAUGUCUUGGAUCAAUUAGGAUCAAAAGUUAUAUUAACUCCAUUGAACCUAACUCAUAAAGCGGUUGCCACUGAAGAAAUUAGAAAUCGAAUCUAUAAUGAAUCAACGCAUGAUAUGAAGAAUUCUGAAAUUAGAAAAAGUUUCUUUGCAAUUUUAAUGUUUUAUGCGAAUAUUUAUUAUACCCUUUUUGGAAUGAAAAGUGGUCCACCUGUACAUGACCCAUUGGCCGUUUUCAGUUUGUUACCUUUUAUAGAUGAAGAUUUUGGUUCUUAUGGAUAUAAAUAUAUCAGACGAAAGAUUAAGAUUGUUACCGAAGGCAUAAGACAAGGUGAAAGUGUUAUAAUUAAUAAAGAAUUGGAUGAGGAUGUGGAAGAAGAAAAUGGAAUUUAUAUUGGACAAGAAGUGGAUACACAAUUAUUUUGGAAUACAGUUAUUCUGGCCCUUAAUUCCGCUGAAUAUCAUAUUAAAAAAAUAACCUCCACGGGAAAGGAAGGAGGGUCGGCAUCUUUAAUAGAAAAUACUAAUGUAAUUAUGAUAUAA
This is a messenger RNA of Hemisphaericaspora subhashii, 1083 nucleotides long. Its product is annotated as trifunctional uridine nucleosidase/nicotinamide riboside hydrolase/nicotinic acid riboside hydrolase. The transcript has a single exon. Gene Ontology annotation, molecular function: purine nucleosidase activity. Gene Ontology annotation, biological process: purine nucleoside catabolic process. Gene Ontology annotation, cellular component: cytosol. Bases 1 to 1083 code for a protein of 360 amino acids. Lineage: Eukaryota; Fungi; Ascomycota; Pichiomycetes; Serinales; Debaryomycetaceae. The record is from RefSeq and is a predicted model, not a curated record.